Messenger RNA from Penicillium cinerascens, 1128 nucleotides. Its product is annotated as fatty acid alpha-hydroxylase. Gene Ontology annotation, biological process: lipid biosynthetic process; fatty acid metabolic process. The transcript has 2 exons. Gene Ontology annotation, cellular component: endoplasmic reticulum; membrane. Bases 1 to 1128 code for a protein of 375 amino acids. The record is from RefSeq and is a predicted model, not a curated record. Gene Ontology annotation, molecular function: iron ion binding; heme binding; fatty acid 2-hydroxylase activity. Lineage: Eukaryota; Fungi; Ascomycota; Eurotiomycetes; Eurotiales; Aspergillaceae.
AUGCCUGGACGUGUUCUGCCGACGUUCACGCCUGCCGAGGUCGAGUCUCAUAACAGUGCCAAAUCCUGCUUCGUUACCAUCGGUCGCAAUGUCUACGAUGUCACGGAUUUCGUGGAGGAUCACCCAGGUGGCGGUGAUUUGAUUCUGGACUACGCGGGCAAGGAUGUGACGGAGAUCAUGGUGGAUGAGAUUUCCCACGAGCACACCGAGGCUGCCUACGAGAUUCUCCUGGACUACCAUGUUGGUUUCCUCUCCUCCGAUGCAUCCGGAAAGCCGAACGACUCGGCUGCCAACGCCGGCGAAGGCGAAGGCGAAGGGGUGGUCUACCAAACCACCGGAAUGUCGCGGGAAGAAGAUCUGUCCGUUGAGACCGACUUCUCUCAGGAUUUCAAGACCCAUAAGUUCUUGGAUCUGAGCAAGCCGCUGUUCCCUCAGCUCUGGUACAGCACCUUUUCCAAGGAAUUCUACCUGGAGCAAAUCCAUCGGCCUCGUCACUACAAAGGAGGCCAGUCGGCUCCUCUCUUCGGCAACUUUCUGGAACCCCUCAGCAAGACCGCGUGGUAUGUUGUUCCUAUCAUGUGGCUUCCCCUGGUCGCAUAUGGAACCAUGAUUGGAGCCGGGGGUUUGAAUAAUCCUUCGGCUGCUGCUGCUUAUUGGGUUGGCGGUGUUUGCCUCUGGUCCCUGAUCGAGUAUCUCAUGCAUCGCUUCCUCUUCCACGUCGAUAACUGGCUUCCUGAUAACCGAGUUGGCCUGACGCUGCACUUCCUGCUUCACGGUAUCCACCACUAUCUCCCCAUGGAUAAAUAUCGACUUGUCAUGCCGCCGACACUGUUUGUCGUACUGGCAGCUCCCUUCUGGAAGUUGGCUCAUGCGGUCUUCUUCUACAACUGGUAUGCGGCUGUGCAGGUUUUCUGUGGAGGUGUUUUCGGUUACGUCUGCUAUGAUUUGACCCACUAUUUCCUCCACCACCGCAAUCUCCCCAUGUACUACAAGGGGCUUAAGAAAUACCACCUUCAGCACCACUACGCUGACUUUGAGAACGGAUUCGGUGUCACCAGUCGGUUCUGGGACCGAGUCUUUGGCACUGAGCUGGAGACUCCCCCUCCCAAAGGUGCCAAGGCUCAGUAG